Messenger RNA from Scleropages formosus (Asian bonytongue), 2173 nucleotides. RefSeq names its product methyl CpG binding protein 2 (gene mecp2). Gene Ontology annotation, cellular component: heterochromatin; nucleus. Gene Ontology annotation, molecular function: double-stranded methylated DNA binding; methyl-CpG binding; chromatin binding. The record is from RefSeq and is a predicted model, not a curated record. Bases 388 to 2067 code for a protein of 559 amino acids. Gene Ontology annotation, biological process: negative regulation of transcription by RNA polymerase II. The transcript is spliced from 3 exons. NCBI's taxonomy places the organism in Eukaryota, Metazoa, Chordata, Actinopteri, Osteoglossiformes, Osteoglossidae.
UUGUUAUACUUGUGGACACACUGGUCCCUCGCAUCUUUAUUCGCACGAAAUCACGUCAGCGCGCACAGCGCUGCCGGGCUCCGUUCGCAGAAAACACGCAUUAUUGUUAUUAUUGUUAUUUUUAUUCUUAUUAUUGCUGUUGUGGUGCUGCUGGUGACAUGUCUGUCCCUCUUGGUUCCCCGCGUUUAGCUAGUAGCUGCUCGUCGGCUGAACGCCACCAGCGUCUUGUGCGAACCGCCGGCCGUUCUGCGCGACAGGGACCAUUUCGACGAGGACAUUUCACAUAAUUGAGCGCGCAGCGUGUCGGAGACGGUUUUUUUUUUUUUUUUUUUUUUUUUUGGGCGCCGAGAGAGCAGAGGCCCGCGUGUGUGAGGCGAGCGCCUGAGGAUGAGGACGGUGAGGAGGGUGAAGAGGAUGUGGUACACACCAGUCGAGGAGAAGAGUGAGGAGCAGGACCAGCUGGGGCAGAGGGACAAGACGCUGAAACUAAAGAAGACAAAGCGGGAGCGGCGAGAUGAGGAGCGGGAGGAGCCAACCGUGUCCAGCCAGCCCCCUGUGCCCGCGCCUGCACCCGUGCAGCAGCAGGAUCAGAAGCCGGCGGCGGAGGCCGGGAGCGCGGCGUCCUCCGACACUGCAGCAGGGGCCUCGCCUCCAGAGGCUGCCGCCUCCCCGAAACAAAGGCGUUCCAUCAUCCGCGACCGUGGCCCACUGUACGACGACCCCUCGCUGCCACCUGGCUGGACACGCAGGCUGAAGCAACGCAAGUCCGGCAGAUCUGCGGGCAAGUACGACGUCUACCUGAUAAACCCAGAGGGGAAAGCCUUCCGUUCCAAAGUGGAGCUGAUUGCAUACUUCCAAAAGGUAGGAGAUACCACCACUGACCCCAAUGACUUUGACUUCACGGUUACGGGCCGUGGGAGUCCCUCUCGUCGUGAGAAGAAGCCCCCCAAGAAGCCCAAGGUAGUGAAAGCCUCCGGACGAGGUAGAGGGCGCCCCAAAGGCAGUGGCAAGGUUCGGCAGGCCACCGAAGGCGUGGCGAUGAAGCGCGUGGUGGAGAAAAGCCCUGGCAAACUGCUGGUUAAGAUGCCCUUCGUCACAUCCAAGGUGGAGGCAGGUGGUCCCUCGGGCCAAGCUGCUGUUGCCAAGACGCGUCCGGGUCGCAAGAGAAAGAUGGAGCAGGAACCGCAGACGGCGCCCAAAAAAAGGGGGCGCAAGCCAGCUGCAGCGGCCGCAGCCGGGGCCGCGGGUUCGAGCACUCCGUAUGCAGCUGCUGCUGCGCUGGCCGCUGAGGCCAAAAAGAAGGCCCUAAAGGAGUCUUCCGUGAAACCCGUGCAGGAGACUGCACUGCCCAUCAAGAAGCGCAAGACGCGAGAGACUGUUGAGGAGAUGGAGGUUCCCGCUGCAACAGCCACAGCAGAGCUGGGGGUGGGGCAGGGAACAGGGUCGGGGAUAGGAACAGUAGCGGGAACAGGGAUGAGUCUUUCGGCGGGAGCGGCUGGUGCGGAGGGGGUAGAAAAGGGACAGAAGUUGCCAAAAAGCCCAGGAAGGAAGCACAAGGAGGGCCCCACAGCCCCAGGGAGUGGGGGCAGCAGUGGCAGCAGCAGCCCCUCCAAGAGCCAGAAGAAGAAAGAGCGAGCACAGCAGCACAAACACCACCAUCACCACCAUCACCACCACCACCCUCACCCACCCCCGCCCCCGCCGCAGUCCACCCCGUACCCAGCACACGCACACCAACAUGCCCACAGUCGAGCCACGCAGGGAGGGGCUCUGGGGCUCGAAGACAACGAGCCCCAGGACUUGAGUACCCCGAGGUCCUGCCACGAAGAUAAGCAGCAGCCGCUGGCUCGCAGGGAGGUGGCCAGAGCCGACAGCUGUCCCAGCAGGGACACCGUCACCAAGACUCAAGCAGCAGCAGUGGCCACCGACCUGAAAGGCAAGCACCGCAUGGGCGAGGGGGUGGAGGGGAGGGAGAUGAAGGACAUUGUGCCCACGUCAGCAGUGCCGAGGCCCAGUCGAGAGGAGACGGUAGAGUCGAGGACCCCAGUCAGUGAGAGAGUGAGCUGACUGACUUCACCAUGAGUGCGGAAGUGUGAAAGGGGUGGGAGACGUUGGCAGUGAGAGCAGCAAUUUUUUGAGAAAAAAGAAAAAAAUGACAAAAAAGUUUGUGUAU